Clarias gariepinus (North African catfish) is the source of this 2949-nucleotide messenger RNA. RefSeq names its product RAB11a, member RAS oncogene family (gene rab11a). Gene Ontology annotation, biological process: neurotransmitter receptor transport, endosome to postsynaptic membrane; melanosome transport; exocytosis. The transcript is spliced from 5 exons. The coding region runs from base 132 to 779 and encodes 215 amino acids. The record is from RefSeq and is a predicted model, not a curated record. Gene Ontology annotation, cellular component: axon; transport vesicle; postsynaptic recycling endosome. Lineage: Eukaryota; Metazoa; Chordata; Actinopteri; Siluriformes; Clariidae. Gene Ontology annotation, molecular function: GTPase activity; GTP binding.
UAGCAUGGCUUCCGAUUUACACCCAGUCUGACUGCAGUGCAGCAGCAGCGGAAAGGACCGAGUGGGCUGUUUCCAGUUGAGCUCGAUAAGGGUUUACCUGCCACUGUUUAUUAACCUUCAUUUCUAGCAAGAUGGGAACAAGAGACGACGAGUACGACUACCUGUUUAAAGUGGUUCUAAUUGGAGAUUCUGGUGUGGGGAAGAGUAACCUCCUGUCCCGCUUUACCCGCAACGAGUUUAACCUGGAAAGCAAAAGCACCAUUGGAGUGGAGUUUGCUACUCGCAGCAUUCAGGUGGAUGGGAAGACUGUAAAAGCCCAGAUAUGGGACACGGCUGGGCAGGAGCGCUACAGAGCCAUCACUUCAGCGUAUUACCGUGGUGCUGUGGGGGCUUUGCUGGUGUAUGACAUUGCCAAGCAUCUGACCUAUGAGAAUGUGGAGCGCUGGCUAAAGGAGCUAAGGGACCACGCAGACAGUAACAUUGUUAUAAUGCUGGUUGGUAACAAAAGUGACCUGCGCCAUCUCCGGGCUGUGCCCACUGAUGAGGCACGUGCAUUUGCAGAGAAGAAUGGAUUGUCUUUCCUAGAGACAUCAGCUUUGGAUUCCACUAAUGUGGAGACAGCCUUCCAGACCAUCCUGACUGAAAUCUACCGCAUCGUGUCCCAGAAACAGAUGUCAGACCGCCGAGACAACGACAUAUCGCCCAGCAACAACGUGGUGUCCAUCCAGGUGCAGCCCACUGAGAACAAGCCAAAAAUGCAGUGUUGCCAGAACAUCUAGCCCCCUCUAUGACCUCCUUUUCCUGUAAAGCCCACCUGCAGAAAAACCCUCAUCCCUCCCUCUCCUCCUAUUGGGAACCCCUUCCCCUCCUUCCCCACCACUUCUUAAAGACUGCUUUGGUUCAGAGGCGCAGCUGCACGCUUGGGCUAGAGCACAGAAGCUGUGUUUCCAAACCUCAGAUUUCAAAAGGGUUACCACCUGCGCUCUGAACUAACAUUUAGUUUUUUGUUUGUUUAUUUUUUUGCUAUGGUAGGCUUUUUUUAAUUGCAAAAUUUUAAUAAUCAGUUGUGCCGAUCUUCACUGAAACGUCUUAGUAUACUCUUUCGUUUAAGAACAGUGUGAGGUUUGUUCAUGUCAAUGUCUUGUGCAGCUGGCCCAGGUCUGUGCCUGAGACUGUCUUGAGAUUAGACACUGACAUUAAGGAGGGGUUGCUGUAUGCUGUAGAGAACUUGGAUACUAAAUGCUAAGACUAGCAUUGGGCCCCAGAGAUCAUCAAUUUUGGAUAUGGCUGCGUGUAUGCCAAUGCUUCUCUUUGCAUGUAAACUUAAAUUCCAUCUUAGGAGCACUCCUGUAAUUGUAUUUUUGACAGUAUCUGAACAGAUAGUGUAACACGUCAGUCAUGAUUGCUGUUGCUCCUGUGGUCUGUAAUGUAGAAUAUGCUUGCAUGCUUUAAAUCAGCAUUCUGGAAAGAGGAGUGGGAAGAUGUUCUUUGGUGCAUGUGACAUGAGACAUGACUCCUUACACUGACUGAGAGCUCCUCAUGCUGCUGCUGGUUCCAUUCAUCCUGUGCAUUUCUUGAAGAGUAGUGGUUUUAGUGCCUUUCUUAGUGGAAUGUCACACAGGGAAGCUUCCAUUUUUGUCCAUGUGCUCACAUUGUUGGCUUUUUCCCUCCUGCUUUUUAAAGCUCUGCUGGAAAGUCUUCAUCACAUGGUAGCAUCAUUAUGACUACUGCCAUGUUUCACCCAGGUACCUGCCCUCUGAUGUCACCUCAGCUUUUUUAGCUAGAUUAUUAACAGCGAGAUUAAAUCAUGUAGGAAACAUUUUAAUAGAAAAACAUCUAAACUUAGAUUUUGAUGGCAGUGUAGGUAUAUGUUUUAACAGCAGUGCAACACUAAGAUUUAUGUAGUGUAGUAAAUGAGGACCGAGAUCUUGGACUAUAAAAAUGUUGAACAAACUUCCCAUUUAGUGUACCACAUUCCUUAGUCAAUAGAAAGAAUAGCCAGACCGUUGCACAUAAGACAUAUUUGAUUAUUGUAGGCUGGAGCUUUUCAAUGUUUUUGCACCAACCACACUAUUUCUUUCCAUAUCUAAUCCACACUACAGUUUAAUUCUUUAGUAUUUAUUCUAUAGUAGCCAGCUGAUUUAUUGUUUUGUGCCUAUUAUGUAAGAUUCUUGACAUUUACGGACAGUACUAUGUUUCUGAUCAAAAUGAAUUACGAAUGUAUGAUGUAUUGUAGCCCAGUAUAAUCAUGUUGUGAUUGUAAAAACAAGCAUUCCUAUGAUUCAGCAGAUGUGGGGAACAUUAUAAACUGCAAAUCAUUUUCGCACCAAGGCUGCCUAAGGGAUAGUAUUGUGUGUACAAUAGAAAUGGUAGUGAGGACAAUAUGCAUGAUCUGUUCUGGUAUAUACUUAUAACCCUACAUGCUCUCUAUUACACUUAAAUGUUAAAAAGAGGAGAAUCUCUACAGCUAAAAUUAUAAUGUAGGUUUGAAGCAAAGUCAGUCAUGGUGAAAUCAGUAUGAACAUUGCUAUAUGGCAGUCUGAAGCAAAAUAGAAUAGUUGUUAAGAAAAUUAUAUACCUGUCAAGUUGGGCACUAUGUCUUUCUCUAUGCAUUUCGUGACUGAUAUCGGGCCGUUCUCCUAAUUGGCACUUGGGAGCCUGAAACCAAUCAUGUACCUGACUGGUAGAGGCCUAAAGGGCAGUGCCAAUGAUGUAUGGGUACAGAUGGCACAGUUAUGCCCAACCUAAGCACUGCACAUAGCUAGUGUUUUAUGUUUAUCUGGAUAUUGAUGUUAUGUCAGUUAUCUUUCACAUAUUGCCUCAAAAACAUUUGUUUGUCUGUGCUGUACUGUGAUUUUUUUUUUAUUUUAUUUUAAUCAUUAUUCUAUUACUCUAUCCACUGUAAUUAAAAUUUUAAAGUGAAAAAUAAAAUUCCAGUUAAGUGAGUAA